UGUACCGACUUCAGUCACAUGUCUGCAGAACCCGAGUCUGUAGCAGACGGAACUAGCCAGCCAGCUAGCUAGCCUUUUUUUAUUUUACAUUUUAGCAAACAGAGUAAUUUGCACGAAUAUUAUUUAUCUAGUCAUUUCUGAUUUUCUUGUCAAAAUGUAAGUUUAUCAAGUGAUCGGGUCAAGACUAGUAAUGGGAUGAUGGAUAUGGAAUUUAGUUGGCUUGCUAGCUUGCUUCGUUAGCAUUUGUGUGUGUUUGUUAACGCUAACUCAGCUAGCUGGAUAGACGAAUUUCUUCGUGAUUAAUUUUUGGAUUUAACUUGCUUGGAUGUCAUGGCUUCAACGAAGUGACAGGAAUUAUCUUCAAGUCACCAAUACGGAUUAAAUAAACGGUUUGAUCGGCUGGGUGGUGGAGAGAGGAGACAUGAUAUUGUAGUGGUGCCUUGUAACGUUGCUCAACGUGACAGUGUUUUUUUUAUUGUCAUACUGAUUGGCUAAGUAAACAUUAGCAUAUAGCUAGCAGGAAAGCUCCACAAUGCAUGACGCUUACGAACCGGUACCUAUCCUGGAGAAACUGCCUCUCCAGAUUGACUGCCUUGCGGCCUGGGAGGACUGGCUUCUAGUUGGGACCAAACCAGGCCAUCUGCUGCUCUACAGAAUCAAAAAGGAUGCAGGUACCAACAGGUUUGAGGUGACUCUGGAGAAAUCCAACAAGAACUUCUCCAAGAAGAUCCAGCAGCUCUUCAUUGUCUCACAGUACAAGAUCCUCAUCAGUCUACUAGAGAACAACAUCCAUGUCCACGACCUAUUGACCUUUCAGCAGAUUACUGUGGUCUCCAAGGCCAAAGGGGCAACGCUCUUCGCCUGUGACCUGCAGCUGUCCCCUUCAGGAGAGGCCCAGCUGAGGAUGUGUGUUGCAGUGAAGAAGAAGCUUCAGUUGUACUACUGGAAGGACAGGGAGUUCUACGAGCUACAGGGGGACUUUUCUGCUCCAGACAUCCCGAAGUCCAUGGCCUGGUGUGAGAACUCCAUCUGUGUAGGCUUCAAGAGAGACUACUACCUCAUCCGGAUGGAUGGCCGUGGCUCCAUCAAGGAGCUCUUCCCCACGGGGAAGCAGCUGGAGCCCCUGGUGGUUCCCCUGGCUGAUGGGAAGGUGGCGGUGGGCCAGGAUGACCUCACGGUGGUGCUCAACGAGGAAGGGGUCUGCACUCAGAAGUGUGCCCUCAACUGGACUGACAUCCCCAUUGAUAUGGAACAUCAGCCCCCCUACAUCAUAGCUGUCCUGCCUCGCUAUGUGGAGAUCAGGACCUUUGAACCCAGACUGCUGGUCCAGAGUGUGGAGCUACAGAGACCACGAUUUAUCACCUCAGCUGGGCCUAAUAUAGUGUACGUUGCCAGCAACCAUUUUGUCUGGCGCCUGGUACCUGUGUCCAUCGCCAGUCAGAUCAGACAGUUACUACAGGACAAGCAGUUUGAACUGGCCCUGCAACUGGCGAAUAUGAAGGAUGACGUGGAAGGAGAUAAGAGACAGCAGAUUCACCACAUCCAGAAUCUCUAUGCCUUCAAUCUGUUCUGUCAGAAGAGGUUUGAUGACUCCAUGCAGGUGUUCGCUAAGCUCGGCACAGAUCCCACCCAUGUGAUUGGUCUGUAUCCAGACCUGCUCCCCGCUGACUACCGUAAACAGCUGCACUACCCCAACCCCUUGCCCAGUCUGUCUGGAGCAGAACUGGAGAAGGCUCACCUGGCGCUCAUAGACUACCUGACACAGAAACGCAGCCACCUGGUGAAGCAGCUGAACGACUCCGAGCCGUCCACCCCGUCUCCCCUCAUGGAAGGGACUCCCACCAUCAAGAGCAGGAAGAAACUCCUGCAGAUCAUCGACACCACGCUGCUCAAAUGCUACCUGCAUACCAACGUGGCCCUGGUGUCCCCUCUGUUGCGUCUGGAUAAUAACCACUGUCACAUUGAGGAGAGUGAGUACAUCCUGAAGAAGGCCCACAAGUACAGCGAGCUCAUCAUCCUCUAUGAGAAGAAGGGCCUGCAUCAGAAAGCCCUACAGGUGUUGUUGGACCAGUCCACCAAGGCUAACUCUCCCCUAAAGGGGCAUGAGAGGACUGUGCAGUACCUCCAGAGACUGGGGAUGGAGAAUCUAGGCAUCAUCUUUGAGUUCUCUCCCUGGGUGUUGAAGAUCUGUCCUGAAGACGGACUGAAGAUCUUCACUGAGGACCUGACGGAGGUAGAGACCCUGCCCAGAGACAAGGUCCUGAACUUCCUGAAGGAGGGCUUUAAGGAGCUGGCUAUCCCCUACCUGGAGCACAUCGUACACGUCUGGGAGGAGACGGAGCCAGAGUUCCAUAACGUCCUCAUUCAGCUUUACCUGGAGAGGGUCCAGGGGCUCAUGAAGCAGUACCUCAACUCCCUGCCCGAGGGGGUUCCUGCAGUGGCUGCUGGGAAGGAGGAGGGGGACCUGGGAGAGUUCAGGAGCAAGCUAGUGUGUUUCCUGGAGGUCUCUACCAGCUACGAACCAGGCCGACUUAUCUCUGACUUCCCCUUCGAUGGUCUUCUGGAGGAGCGGGCCCUGCUGCUGGGUCGGAUGGGGAAACACGAACAGGCCCUCUUCAUCUACGUACACGUCCUGAAGGACACACACAUGGCCAAGGAGUACUGUCACCGGCAUUAUGACAAAGACACAGACAGAAACAAAGAUGUGUACCUGUCUCUGCUGCGCAUGUAUUUGUCCCCUCCUGAUGUCCACUGCCUUGGACCAAUCAAAAUGGAGCUGUCGGAGCCACAGGCCAAUCUAAAGGCUGCUCUACACGUGCUGGAGCUGCACCACAGCAAGCUGAAUACCGCUAAGGCCAUCAACCUGCUGCCAGCCAACACUCAGAUCAGAGAGAUCCGUGUGUUCCUGGAGAGUGUUCUGGAGGAGAAGGCCCAGAGGAAACGCUUUGACCAGGUCCUCAAGAGUCUGCUGCAGGCCGAGUUCCUACGGGUCCAGGAGGAGCGUAUCUUCCACCAGCAGGUCAAGUGUACCAUCUCAGAAGAGAAGACCUGCCGGGUCUGUAAGAAGAAGAUAGGCAACAGCGCCUUCGCCAGGUAUCCCAACGGUGUUGUCGUUCAUUACUUCUGCUGUAAGGACCGAGGGGUGUGUCCUAUUGAGCAGUGACACCAAAAUUGUGUCCUCUUGUGGACUACAUGUUCCUUAGCGGCACCCUGGACGGAGGGAGGGCAGGGAGCUGGGUUUGUCUGAAACACUUCCACAGCAGCUUGGCUGUUCAGCUGGACUCAUCUCUGGAACUCUGGAUCUCUGGAACUCUGGCUGCUUCUGUCUAGAAUUGUGGAAUGCUGUUCCUCUCCCUCCCGAUCUCGUUGUCUCUCUCUGACUCUCGCUGUCUCUCUGACUCUCGCUGUCUCUCUGACUCUCGCUGUCGCUCUCUCUCUGACUCUCGCUGUCUCUCUCUCUCUGACUCUCGCUGUCUCUCUGACUCUCUCUGUCUCUCUCU
Molecule: messenger RNA, 3500 nt
Organism: Oncorhynchus mykiss (rainbow trout)
Lineage: Eukaryota; Metazoa; Chordata; Actinopteri; Salmoniformes; Salmonidae
Source: RefSeq, a predicted model, not a curated record